Messenger RNA from Cuscuta campestris, 1125 nucleotides. Lineage: Eukaryota; Viridiplantae; Streptophyta; Magnoliopsida; Solanales; Convolvulaceae. The record is from the annotation of a GenBank genome assembly.
UCGUGUUAGAAGCAAUUCGGCAGGAAUACAAAUAUUAUCUACAAUCGACUGGAAGGUGAAAAGAUGGGAGGGUUUGAAGAAGCGAAGGUAAACACGACUCUGGGGUUCAUCUUCAAAGAGGAAGUUGUUAUGGUAGCCAUCGAUCAUCCACGCUUACCAGACGGCGCGUUUCCUGAAAACGCCAUUGUGCCCCAUCCGCACCUGCUUGUAGCUAUUUCUGGUGGCAGCAAGGAUUCCCGCAAAGAAUUCCUCCAUUAUCUUCAAAAGAAGUGCAACGAACAUGAACGCGAGGUAGGGAGAAAAGCUUCUGCCGAAGAAGCAACCAAGUGGAUGUGUGGUCUUGUCUCCCGUAACCUUCCCAGCAGGGAUGAUGAUGGUUUGCCAAAACUGAUUUUUGCUGGGUGUGAAACAUCUUACAGUGGUGAUGAUUUGCCCAAAGGAAUUUUGAUUGCUGGGUGGGACAAGGAAUUGGGACCUUCCCUUUAUCAAGUGGAUGCUGAGGGGAAAAUUUGGAAACACCCACUUUGCUCAGCUGGAUGUGGUUCCGCUGGACUUUCUUUAAUUACUUGGCCUCACAAGCAUAUGUCCAUGGAUGAUGCCAUUAAAAUGACGGAAGGAGCACUCUGUCUUUCUGUAUAUCCUUAUCGUGAAGCUUGUGAAUGUGUCACUGUGUUCCAGGUGGGAGUUGAGGGGGUUAAAUUGGUGAUCUUUAAUCGUGAUAUAGGCGAAUGGCAGAAGCAGCACUUCGCUGAAAAUCCUGAUGACAAGUGGGCGUAUGAUCAAUUAAAGAAGCUUGUGGAACGAAACAUUGGAGCGGUCCUCAUUAAGAGGUGAUCGAUAAGUGUGGUUGUAAGCCUAUUGAAACAUAUGAUGUCUAAGUUUUAUCAGAAUGUUAAGCCUAUUGAAACAUAUGAUGUCUAAGUUUUAUAAGAAUGCUAGCAAGGGGUGCGUUUGAAUGCAGCCAUCUAAAUACAGUUUUAAGGCCUCCUAAUUAUAUACUGAGUCGUUUGUAUUAUCCACAAAGUGAUUUGUUAAUGAUGCUUGUUUUUUCUCCCUAAAAAAUUAUAUACGAGUCAUUUAGUGAUCAUCUAUAUCUUUUACGUACAAUGAAGCGAUGUCUUGUUA